Papilio polytes (common Mormon) is the source of this 939-nucleotide messenger RNA. RefSeq names its product trypsin-7-like. The transcript is spliced from 5 exons. Gene Ontology annotation, molecular function: serine-type endopeptidase activity. Lineage: Eukaryota; Metazoa; Arthropoda; Insecta; Lepidoptera; Papilionidae. The coding region runs from base 1 to 939 and encodes 312 amino acids. The record is from RefSeq and is a predicted model, not a curated record. Gene Ontology annotation, biological process: proteolysis.
AUGCAAUAUGAUUUAAUAGUAAUACCUAUACCAAAAGUAACAAGCAAAUUAAAGAAGACAUCAGAUUACAAUAUAGUAAGACGUCCAAGGAAUAAGAACAGAAAAGAACUUUACAGGAAUGGAGACGAUUUCUUCAAGCUUGACGUAGAAGAUUACAAUGAACCGACAGACAUACCUGAUAUUGAUAAUUUUGAAUUCAGUGGAAACAGAGAUGGGGCUAAACCUGACUAUGAUAUGGGCAUGAGUUAUGGUGAUGACAAGAUUGUCGGUGGAGCAGAAGUGGAUAUAGAUUUGUAUCCUUACCACGCAGCUUAUGGUUCCAAUUGUGGUGGGGCUAUAAUUGACAAGAAAUGGGUAAUCACUGCUGGACAUUGCGGAAUCAAGACGUACAUAAGGGUCGGAUCCAAAUACCUGAAUAAAGGUAGAAAGAUACAAGUGAAGCACAACUACAUACAUCCUCUUUGGUCAGCUAAGAACAAAGAUCAUCCUUUCGAUUACGACUACCAACUCUUAGAAUUGGAUGAACAUUUGAAGUAUGAUGAAAAUAUUCAACCAAUCAAAAUUGGACGUAUCGAGGAUAUGGUGGUCGGGAAACUGGUAGCUGUAACUGGUUGGGGAAAUACUGAAGAGAAUGGGCCAUAUGCGCCAACCUUGCAGGCAGUGCGAGUGCCGAUAAUUUCCAAAGAGCAAUGUCAGAAUGUACCGUUCCCUUACUUCCGAGGCAGUCUCACACCGAGGAUGUUCUGUGCCGGUUUCCCUGAAGGAAAGAUGGACGCUUGUCAGGGUGAUUCAGGAGGACCAGCAGUUUCAAAUGAAAGACUUCUCGGUAUGGUCUCUUUCGGCUACGGUUGCGCGACACCAGGCUCUUACGGGGUGUACAGUAAGGUGGCUAAAGUUAGACCUUGGAUCCAAGACGUGACUGGCUUGAGGCUCGAUUAA